Molecule: messenger RNA, 1209 nt
Organism: Ipomoea triloba (trilobed morning glory)
Lineage: Eukaryota; Viridiplantae; Streptophyta; Magnoliopsida; Solanales; Convolvulaceae
Exons: 1
Coding region: 210-1067 (285 amino acids)
Source: RefSeq, a predicted model, not a curated record
UAUACAGACGGUGAGCAAUUGAAAACUUCCGAUCCGUGUGACUCGCUCCAUUGUAGCACAGCAAAUCUCGAUCCCUCGUCCCACGCUUGCCUUCUUCUUCUCCUCCAUCUCUAACAAAUUACCAACCAAACAAAACAGACAGCCAAAAACAAUUCAAGGAAAGAAAACGCAGAGAAAAAAAUUGCACUAAUUAAUACUAGCUAGUGUGAAUGAAACACGGAGGCGGAGGAAAGAAAAAGCCGGCGAUAACAGAUGAAAAACCCGCCGAUCCUCACGGCCGUCGCGACAAUCUAGCCGGUCUAACUCUCUUCGCGGUGUUGAGCGGCGGAGAUGAGGUGUCGCCUCCUCCUCCUCCUCCUCAGACGGCUCAUCAUCAUCAUCAGAGCAGGCCGACUCUCCUGGACGCCCUAAAAGACGAUCCGAAUAGCGCCAAGGAAAACAAGAAGACAUGGAAACAUUUCAAGGAGAAACUAGGGCUAAAAGGCGCCGCCUGGACUUCCACCGCGCCGAUCCCCGCCUCGGACGUGCCGAUCCACCCGAUGAGCAGCCGGACGAUGAGCCGUAGGGUUUCCAAUCGAUUUCCUUCGGGAGAAUAUCCGGCGGACGAAUAUAAGCCGGAGCUAGCACAAUCGGCGUCGAGGAGAGAGCUCCGGCCGACUCCGUCGAAUCGAAUGUCGUUAUCGAGGAAUCAAAGCCGGAGCUUGAGGUUGCAGAGCUCGGCGUCGAUCAGGAGAUCGGGGACGGAAGGGGAAGAGGAGAGCGAAAGAGGCGGAGAAGAUGGGGAAGGAGAAGGAGAUCAAUCGGGGAUGAGAAUGUCGUUGAUGGCGUUGUUGGAGGAAUCGGAAGGGGGAUUAAUGAUGGAUGAGGAAGAGGAGGAGGAAGGCGGUUGCGAAGAUUACGGUGGAGAAUUCCAUAACUGCUGCGUUUGUAUGGUUAGACACAAGGGAGAGGCGUUCGUGCCAUGCGGACACACAUUUUGCAGGCUCUGCUCAAGGGAGCUCUGGGCUGAGAAGGGCAAUUGCCCACUCUGCAACAAUUUCAUCCUCGAAAUUCUCGACAUUUUCUGACCGGAAUCCAAUUUAGGAAAAAUGACUGAAAUGUGUCAUCUUAAUAAGGAGAGACAAGAAUAAGUUAUACAAAAUAAGAAAAAAUUCACUUGUGACUUGAGUUUUUUGUCAAAAAUAAAGUAGCAAAUGAGUUUCUUGAAAA